Molecule: messenger RNA, 2416 nt
Organism: Panicum virgatum (switchgrass)
Lineage: Eukaryota; Viridiplantae; Streptophyta; Magnoliopsida; Poales; Poaceae
Product: protein ELC-like
Exons: 2
Coding region: 109-1281 (390 amino acids)
Biological process (GO): protein modification process; protein transport; endosome to lysosome transport
Cellular component (GO): ESCRT I complex
Molecular function (GO): ubiquitin binding
Source: RefSeq, a predicted model, not a curated record
CCGCCGCACGCAACCCAGCAGCCAGAGGGAUCAGAUCUAACGGGAGAGUGCAAGCAAAGCAAGUCAAUCGAAAUCUAACGGGAUCAGAUCGAAACCCUAGAUCCCUCGAUGGCCCGCUCGCCGCCGCCUCCUCCGUCGGCCGGCGGCGCUCAGUACGCGCAGCAGUUCCUCAACACGGCGCUCUCGCAGCGGGGCCCCUCCGCGCUGCCCUACGCCGAGGACGUCAAGUGGCUGAUCCGCAACCACCUGGUGGCGCUGGCCGAGGCCUUCCCCUCCCUCCACCCCAAGGCCGCCCUCUUCACCCACAACGACGGCCGCGCCGCCCACCUCCUCCAGGCCGACGGCACCAUCCCCAUCCACCACGCCGGCGCCUCCUACAAUCUCCCCGCCGUCAUCUGGCUGCCCGAGCCCUACCCGCGCUCCCCGCCGCUCGUCUUCCUCUCCCCCACCCGCGACAUGGUCAUCAAGCCCCACCACCCGCUCGUCGACCGCUCCGGCCUCGUCGCCAACGCGCCCUACCUCCGCUCCUGGGUCUUCCCCUCCUCCAACCUCGUCGACCUCGUCCGAUCCCUCUCCCACCUCUUCGGCCUCGACCCGCCCCUCUUCACCAGGAACCCUCCUCCUCCUGCCGCCGCUCCCACGCCCACCAAUCCCUCGCCACAGCCUCCGCCCCCGCGGGUCUCCCCCUCCCCCUCCCCCUCCUACAGGCUCGGCGCCUUCCCCGCAUCGCCCCAGCUCACCCCCCGCCCGCCCCCCACCGAGGACCCCGCCGAGGUCUUCAAGCGCAACGCCGUCGCCAAGCUCGUAGACAUGGCCUACGCGGAUGCCGCCGCCCUGCGGACCGCGCGCGAGGCCGAGGUUGACGCCCUCUUCGCCGCCCAGGCGGAGCUGCGCCACAGGGGUGACCUCGUCGCCCAAGGGGUGCGCAAGAUGGGGGAGGAGAAGGAGGCGCUUGAGCGCCGCCUGCAGGACGUCAUGAUGGCCACCGAUGUCGUGGAGGCCUGGGUCACGGAGAACACCAGGAGAGGCAACACCCAGGCCACGGAGGGCGCCAUCGAGCCAGCAGAUGUGCUCUCCAGGCAGAUGAUCGAGUGCACGGCCGCAGAUUUGGCGCUUGAGGAUACCAUCUACGCGCUUGACAAGGCCAUUCAGGAAGGAUCGGUGCCCUUUGAUGGCUACCUCAGGAGCGUGCGCGCACUGUCACGCGAGCAGUUUUUCCACCGCGCCUUGUCUGCCAAGGUUCACACUGCUCAACAGCAGGCACCACAGUACACAUCCUAGGGAUGAUGAGGCUUUCUUGGUCCUCAUGUGUUAAGUGCAGUGCAAUCAUGAUGGAAUUCAUGCAUUGGCUGAUUGAGAUUGCAUGGGUUCAUGGUUACCUUUGGAAGGUUGGAUUUUCAUUCCUUAGUUUCUAAUGGCGCCUAUGUGAAAGCAGGGAAUUGUUAAGUUGAUCAGUUCUAAGUUCGGGAUAAGGUUGCUAGCAUGACACCACAGGCAACGCAAUAUGCAAUGUUGGAAUGUUGAUAGUCCGUAUACAUGCUUGGUCUACAACCGAUCUGAUUUUGUUUGUCUUAAGUACCUAGCCUGUGUAAAGUUUGCACUGUUUAUUUUACUGCUUACCAGGAAGGGUAAGAUACAAUUUUUGCCUGUCAGCAUUACUUGACACUGAAUGGAUGGAUAAGAGCUUUAGUUCAAAUUGUGUCACAGGUGGUCAUGUAUGGUUUUGAGCUUGCGAAUUGCAAUGCAUAUUUCUUUUUUCCCCCCUAAUUUGCAGUUAUUUGAUUGCCUCAUAGUUGUACAUCCACAUGAAGGUCUUUUUGUGGGAAUUCUACCUAUUUGUAGAAAAUUUCAGAGGCCUGGCAGUUAGUUCCUCAUUUGUCAAUUGUCAUGUUGCAACCAUUCAUGGCAUUAGCUGAUUGCAAUAUAUGUUGAUUCAUCGUUACCUUUGAAAUCCUAUAGAUUCACAUUCCUCUGUGUGUAGUGGGAACAAUUGUCUAGUUAUCAAGGGUGGGUUUUGUUUUAACUUGAUCAGUUGCGAUUUCUGACAUGUUCAAGUUAUGAUAAUUGAAUGUGAAUCACCUUAUUAUCUCUGUCUGAUAUAUAGUUAUAUAGAAGCUGAUGUACCAUUUUGUCAGUAUCAAUUUCUAGAGUUGAGCUAGUAGCUUUUGUUCUGGAUAAUGGGUUCCUGAAAGCAAACGCUGUCAGCUCAUUUUCAAGUGGGUUAUGUUACUAAGUUGAUGUUAUUGCCUUGCCUGCAAUGUACCAUACUUGUAUGAUUUCCUGAUAGUGUUACAAAGUAUGCUUUCAGCUCAUAGUGUUGGUUUGGUAGCUGCCAAUGCAUUCAACUCGUUCACCUAUAGAAUUAUUAUGUAUCAGGCCUAAACAAUUUUUAUACAACCAAGAGCCUAUACUUGUU